This is a messenger RNA of Saxophila tyrrhenica, 651 nucleotides long. RefSeq lists its product as uncharacterized. Bases 1 to 651 code for a protein of 216 amino acids. The transcript is spliced from 2 exons. Lineage: Eukaryota; Fungi; Ascomycota; Dothideomycetes; Mycosphaerellales; Extremaceae. The record is from RefSeq and is a predicted model, not a curated record.
AUGCAUAGCCGCAAGCGCUCCUCCGCCUGGGUAGAAGAAGACGAGACCGCCCACGUUUCCCUCGCCUACACCCCAGCCAACCCAACAUCGCUCCCCUCCAAACGCCUGCAAAACAAGAAAGGCGCUGCGGUCACCGCGAAACCCUUACUAAAAUACGACGCGCAGAAGUUCUUGAGCAAUCUAGCGUUCACGCGGUUCUACGUGACGGCGAAUUUCCAGAACUUGGACCAGACGAGUUCGUUUGUGGUGUUGUGUUUGGUGGGGGAGCAGAAUGGGCUGUAUCAGGCUUUAUGUCAUGUCCUCCCAUCCCUCUACCACGUCUCGCCCUCCUUGCAAGCGUUGGCGGUGACGGCAGGCUACGUCAACCCCAACGCAACGCCUGAUCGAGCGCUGUUGCGGGAAUUGCCUUUGAUUACGACGGCGUGCGUGGACGGCACGGUGGUGGAGGAGUUUGAAGCGUUUCGUAGGGAAGUUGGAGGGCCGGAGGGUUGUAUUGCGGUCAUUAGUCCUGAUGGGACUUGUGUUUGGAGUAGUGCAGAGGCGUUGCCUGGGGGUGUGAAUUCGGAUGGGGAUGUGGAGGAGCUGAGACGGCAGAUGUUGGGUGUCUUGGGGGGUGGUAGGGGUGGUGAUGUUGCGAUGGGGGAGGGGUGA